CGGUGUGUGGUUUUGGCGCGCGGUGUCGAUUUGCUUGUCGUAUACGGGCGUGGGCUUGAAUGCUGGGCAGGUGCGGUGUAUGAAGCCCGUGCAAGACUUGGCAGGUGCUUGCCACUUCUGGAAAGCGUUGUGUCAUCCCUCCUUAUUGCAGCCGUUGGUUGUCGGCAGCUAUCGAUGGUCCGAGGCUGGCAGCUGGACAGAGGAAGGUAGCUAGACGGCCACGGAGGUGUGAGGGAGUGGAAUUGGUGGGCUUGGUCUCCCUUUCUUACAUACAUAUGCCUUCAUUAACAUCCUGCAAUGCCUGCAGGGCCUUCCGGUCAGUCGGAGCGAGGAAGAUGAGCAAAAGGAGGAUGAGGAUGAGAAGUUGAUGUCUAGUUUGCUGGAGCCGUGGAAGUGAACUCCAUAGCCAGGCUAUACUUGCGGGGUUUCCAGGAGUGAGACACUCCGUAGGGGAAAGGCUAUGGCUUGACAUGACGCGAUUCGGUUAGACUAGUCUGCGGUUGGUCGGUCGGAGCAACGAAGAUGAAGGAGACGAGAGUGAAAUGUUGAUGUCUAGUUUGGUGUGGAAAGGGGGAAACUCCAUAGCCUGCGCUUAUUUGGGAUAGGGUUGAGAGGGACGAGACGAUGACGGUAGGGGAAAUGCUGUGGUGCUUUGACACGACGCGACUCGGUGAGCUCGUCUGUCGUUGGUUAGCUCACUAAGGUACCAGUACGAUGACGUCCCUACUUCGCAAGCAAGAUGCCAAUUAAGACGGGAUACCUGUGGGGGUGCAGGGCGUGAAGGGGAGGGAGGGGGUCUGAGGGGACGUAACUCUUAUCUCGUCUUCUUUAGUAUGGCGCGAUUAGCAGCUUCAGCGAUGGCUACGGUGGUCAGGGAGCUUGCAGAUGCUUGUGCAUGUGCUGCCAGGCGUGUGCUUCAUCUUCGAUCCCCUGGUUGUGUCACUCCCGCUCCCUCCCGGCGCUUGGCUCGCGCUGCGCCUUCGUGGUUGAUGACGACGCUUCCUCGCCAUCGUCAGUUAUCCUUUGCCAGUGUUCAUCACAACUCUGUUUCAGCUCUAGCGGGAGCCGAGACGGCGAAUACCUCGUCAGGAUCGACGAGUGCAGAAGCGUCGGGGCGAUCGGAGGAUCUCGUCAUCUCGGAGAACUGCAUCCGGCGUAUGCGGGAGAUUCAGGAGGAGGAGAGAGAGGAAGCGGGCGCUGCAGGGGAGGUCAUGCUGCGGCUCAGCGUAGAUGGAGGGGGUUGCUCAGGGUUUCAGUAUUCGUUCUCGCUUGAAAGAGAAUUACAGCCAGACGAUAGAGUGUUCGAGAAGGACGGAGUGAAAGUAGUGGUUGAUAGCGUUUCCCACUCCUUUGUGAAAGGCGCAACGAUAGAUUAUGUGCAAGAACUUGUGCGAUCAUCCUUUCAUGUGGCCAACAAUCCAAAUUCUGCAGCCACUUGUGGCUGUGGAAGCUCCUUUACUGCAAGGUGAUUGAUUGGUGGAUUGAUUGGUGGAUUGAUUGGUAGAUUGAUCGGUUGAGUGGUCGAUCGAUGGAUUGGUUGAUGGGUUGGUUGAUGGAUUGUAUAGCAGUGAGUAUGUGAUAGCAAGUGAUUGAUAGUCAUUCAUACUCCUUUGGAAAAAAUAUUAGGGAUGGUAGAUUAUGUGUGGGAACUCGGCAGAUCGUACCCUUUCAUGUGUGUCCCCAGGAAUCCGAAUUCAAUUCUGCAGGUGCUUGUGCCUGGGGGAGCUUGUUUGCUGCAACGUGAUUGAUUGAUUGAUUGAUUGAUUGACUGACUGAUUGAUUGAUUGAUUGAUCGAUCGAUCGAUUGAUUGAUUGAUUGAUUGAUUGAUUGAUUGACUGACUGAUUGAUUGAUUGAUUGAUCGAUUGAUCGAUUGAUUGAUUGUAUAGCAGGUAGUCACGAUUGUUGAUCAACUGGCUGGUUGGUUGCAGACCAGUGUUUUGUGCAAGGUAAUUGAUUAAUCACAGAUGGCAGAAAAGAGUGAUUGAUUGAUUGAUUGAUUGAUUGAUUGAUUGAUGCCUUGCCUGCCUAUUCCUGUUGACUCUUUGGUCGUGACUUCUGUGCCCACGCUUUGCAGGACAGUGCGACGGAGCUGCUGCCAUUAGGAUGAUGCUAAACGACCAACAGAUGCUGCAUGUUGCAUUUUAUUUUUGCUUUUUCGUUGUAAUAGCCCGAGGGUUAUUGUUUCUGGGAAAGGUGACUUGACAGAGCAGAUUUUGUCUCUUUUGGGCCGGGAAUUUGGCAAAUGGAUAUGCCCACAGAGUUUCGCCUGGGCGGGUAUUCUGCCUUUUCCGUCGUCUAUGGUGUUUUCGGGACUAAAUUACUUUUCAGGGAACAACGGAGACGGCAAAUUGUUUUGGAAAUUAUUAUGCACAGAGAUGGCUGUGUGUUUUUCACAAGGGUGUAGGUGGAAGAAAAGGAAAGAAGGUAUAGGUGCCUUGUAUCUAGUCGCUGGUGCACAUAUGCUUCCCAUGGAAUCAGCACACAGCCAGCAGACUGACCCAAGCCCAUUGGUAAUUCAAACGACUUUUCGCUGAGGGUCUUCUUGAAAUCCCUUACUUAUUUCAAGAUAAAAAUAGAACGCAAAA
This is a messenger RNA of Chara braunii, 2587 nucleotides long. The record is from the annotation of a GenBank genome assembly. Lineage: Eukaryota; Viridiplantae; Streptophyta; Charophyceae; Charales; Characeae.